Alligator sinensis (Chinese alligator) is the source of this 1033-nucleotide messenger RNA. It is a transcript of the gene ALDOA, whose product is annotated as aldolase, fructose-bisphosphate A. The record is from RefSeq and is a predicted model, not a curated record. The annotation marks the transcript as partial. Gene Ontology annotation, molecular function: fructose-bisphosphate aldolase activity. Gene Ontology annotation, cellular component: cytosol. Lineage: Eukaryota; Metazoa; Chordata; Crocodylia; Alligatoridae. The transcript is spliced from 7 exons. Gene Ontology annotation, biological process: fructose 1,6-bisphosphate metabolic process; glycolytic process.
UGGUGCCGGCAGCUGCUCUUCACGGCUGACGCGCGCGUGGAUCCCUGCAUUGGCGGCGUCAUCCUCUUCCACGAGACCCUCUACCAGAAGGCCGACGAUGGGCGCACCUUCCCCCAGGUCAUCAAGGCCAAGGGCGGCGUUGUUGGUAUCAAGGUGGACAAGGGCGUGGUGCCCCUGGCUGGGACCGAUGGGGAGACCACCACCCAAGGCCUGGACGGGCUUUCUGAGCGCUGCGCCCAGUACAAGAAGGAUGGGGCCGACUUCGCCAAGUGGCGCUGCGUGCUCAAGAUUGGGCCCCACACGCCCUCGCGCCUCGCCAUCCUGGAGAACGCCAAUGUGCUGGCCCGCUACGCCAGCAUCUGCCAGCAGAACGGCAUUGUGCCCAUCGUGGAGCCCGAGAUCCUCCCCGAUGGCGACCAUGACCUGAAGCGCUGCCAGUACGUCACCGAGAAGGUGCUGGCGGCUGUGUACAAGGCGCUGAGCGACCACCAUGUCUACCUGGAGGGGUCACUGCUGAAACCCAACAUGGUGACACCUGGGCAUGCCUGCACCACAAAGUACAGCCAUGAGGAGAUCGCCAUGGCCACCAUCACUGCGCUGCGCCGCACCGUGCCACCUGCUGUGCCCGGUAUCACCUUCCUGUCUGGGGGGCAGAGCGAGGAGGAGGCGUCUCUGAACCUCAAUGCCAUCAACAAGUGCCCCCUGCACAAGCCCUGGGCCCUGACCUUCUCCUACGGGCGUGCACUGCAGGCUUCGGCCCUCAAGGCCUGGGGCGGCAAGAAGGAGAACACCAAGGCGGCCCAGGAGGAGUACGUCAAGCGCGCUCUGGCCAACAGCCUCGCCUGCCAGGGCAAGUAUGCCGGCAGCGGCCAGGCCGGUGCUGCCGCCAGCGAGUCUCUCUUCGUUUCCAACCAUGCCUACUAGGCUGCAGCUCUACCCUGCCUGCAUCCCCUCCCCAACUUAGGCUGCAACUAUAUUCACCUGGACCCAACUUGCCCCCUCCCCAUGACACCUGGGGCAGAGACAAGCAGCC